Messenger RNA from Mytilinidion resinicola, 1617 nucleotides. RefSeq names its product isocitrate lyase and phosphorylmutase. The record is from RefSeq and is a predicted model, not a curated record. The transcript is spliced from 5 exons. NCBI's taxonomy places the organism in Eukaryota, Fungi, Ascomycota, Dothideomycetes, Mytilinidiales, Mytilinidiaceae. Gene Ontology annotation, molecular function: isocitrate lyase activity. Bases 1 to 1617 code for a protein of 538 amino acids. Gene Ontology annotation, biological process: carboxylic acid metabolic process.
AUGGCGUCGUACCUGGAUGCCGAGGAGCAGAAGUACCAGGACGAGGUUCAAGCUGUCAAGCAGUGGUGGUCCGACUCGCGAUGGCGCUUCACCAAGCGGCCCUUCACGGCUGAGCAGAUCGUGUCCAAGAGGGGCACCAUAAAACUCACAUACCCAAGCAACGAUCUAUCGAAAAAGCUGUGGCAGACGGUCGAGCAAAGAUUCAAGAAUAAAGAAGCUAGCUUCACCUAUGGCUGUUUGGACCCCGUCAUGGUUACUCAGAUGGCCAAAUACCUGGAUACUGUCUACGUUUCCGGCUGGCAGUGCUCUUCAACCGCCUCGUCCACAGAUGAGCCCGGUCCAGAUCUCGCAGAUUACCCCAUGACUACCGUCCCAAACAAAGUUCAACAUCUCUUCAUGGCACAGCUCUUCCAUGACCGAAAGCAGCGCGAGGAACGGCUUACCACACCCAAGGCGAACCGGUCAAAAGUAGCCAAUACCGACUUUCUGAGGCCCAUUGUUGCUGAUGCAGACACCGGGCAUGGCGGCCUAACAGCCAUCAUGAAGCUUACGAAGCUGUUCAUCGAAAAGGGCGCUGCAGGCAUUCACAUUGAGGACCAGGCUCCAGGCACGAAGAAGUGUGGACACAUGGCGGGCAAAGUGCUGGUACCCAUCAGCGAGCACAUCAACCGCCUUGUGGCAAUAAGGGCACAAGCCGACAUAAUGGGCACCGAUCUCCUAGCCAUUGCACGUACCGACUCGGAAGCCGCAACGCUAAUUACGUCGACCAUCGACCCCCGCGACCACUACUACAUCCUGGGGAGCACAAACCCCGCACUUCAGCCGCUAUCGGAGCUAAUGUACACCGCCGAACAGGCCGGCAAGUCUGGCGAUGAACUGCAGGCCAUCGAGGAUGCGUGGACUCGCGAGGCCAAUAUCAAGCUUUUCCACGAGGCCGUGACCGACACCAUCAACGCCGGUGUGCAUGUGAACAAGCAGGGCCUAAUCCAGGAGUUCCUGUCUGCCUCCAAGGGCAAGAGUAACGCAGAAGCACGCGCCAUUGCAAAGGGCCUGACGGGCGUCGACGUCUACUUCAAUUGGGAGGCUGCACGAACUCGCGAGGGCUACUAUCGCUACAAGGGCGGCUGUGGGUGCGCCAUAAACCGCGCCAUUGCAUAUGCGCCGUUUGCCGAUCUGAUCUGGAUGGAGAGCAAGCUGCCCGAUUAUGAGCAGGCCAAGGAGUUCGCUGAAGGUGUCCAUGCCAUUUGGCCAGAGCAAAAGCUCUCUUACAACCUCUCACCUUCAUUCAACUGGAAAGCUGCUAUGCCCCGCGACGAGCAGGAGACAUACAUCCAGCGGCUCGCCAAGCUGGGCUACUGCUGGCAGUUCAUCACCCUCGCUGGCCUGCAUCAAACGGCCCUCAUAGCCGACACCUUCUCCAAGGCAUAUGCCAAGAACGGCAUGCGCGCUUAUGGCGAGAUCAUCCAAGAGCCUGAAGCGGAGAAUAAGGUCGACGUCCUUACCCACCAGAAGUGGUCUGGUGCGAAUUAUGUUGAUAACAUGCUGAAGAUGGUCAGCGGCGGUGUCAGCAGCACCGCCGCCAUGGGCGCGGGUGUUACUGAGGAUCAAUUCAAGUAA